This is a messenger RNA of Eupeodes corollae, 1135 nucleotides long. Its product is annotated as protein bottleneck. The transcript has a single exon. The record is from RefSeq and is a predicted model, not a curated record. Lineage: Eukaryota; Metazoa; Arthropoda; Insecta; Diptera; Syrphidae. The coding region runs from base 57 to 1121 and encodes 354 amino acids.
CGUCCGCACAGGUUCUCCAGAUUUAAGUUUUUACUUUUCCACAACGCAUUACUAAAAUGAGUGUAUCACUUUUUUCGCUACUUGAAAAUAACAUCAGCACCCCACGAAAACUUCCUCGUAAAAAUAGUUGGAAAGAUAUCAAAAACCAAACUAAUUUCGAACGCAAGCACUUGGCUCAAGCACCUUCAGAUGCUGGAUAUUUAAACUAUCCUCACGGUAUCAUAUCAGAUAUCAACGAAUACAAUACAAAUCUCAAAAAAACGGUUUGUUCUGCAUUUUAUUCUUCGAAUACAAGUACGCUAAAAGCUACAAGCUUCAAUCGUGAAAUAAGUACAAGCCCGAAGAUCGUUGGAGUUGAGAGAAAAAAGAUUAUCAAAUACGAACCCAUCUAUAUGCAGAAGAGACAUUCUUUGGAAUUAGGAGACAUUCGAAGCAUAGAAGAACUUCAACAACAAACUCCUCGGUGUAUUGAGCCAGUGGAAGCUCCAAGGACCUUGUUAAAAGUAGAACAUAAACAGCUCCAGAUCCCAACAAAGGAACAAGAAUUAUUUACUCCUCAGACCAAAUUGAUCAAACCAUCAGUCCCGAUAACCAGUGCACCCUCCAAUUGUUCUCAAGAGUUUGAUAAUUUAAAACGCCAAUCCUCAGUAAGAGAUCGGAUAUCAUUUUUUAACCAACUUUCCACCGAAAAAGUUCCUGAUAACUGCCAAAUAAGUUCAACAAAGCCAAAGAGCACCUUUUUGUCAUUGCUACAAAAAGAGGACCCUCGGGAAUCAAAAGCAUAUGUCCGUCUUUCACAGUUAAUAAACAAAAUAUCUGUGGUAAGAAGUGCUUUCCGGAAUCAUCAUCGUGAAUCAACUAAGAAAGCAGCAUCACCCGAUUUUACAACAGCCAGGAGUUGUACACAUACUUUUAAAUUCGGAACACAUUCUCUGCCAGCUCCACUCAAAAGGAAGCCAUCAUUCGAAAAGACAAAACCUGUAGCUCUAUCUAUUGGGAAAAGUUUAAAUAGCUACGGGACAAAUCCGAGGAGACACCAUUUGAUGCAGGAUCUAUCACUUGUUGUUCCAGUUAAAUUCAGAGUUGCUGAAUUUGAAAAGAACAUUUUAAAGAAACAUUAGUUUCUGUAUAAACA